AAAGAGGCUGCGCGUUCUUGUAGGUCCAAGAUGGCGUCAGUUUCCUCGUAAGCCGAAGCAACGGAGUGGUCUCCGUCAAUCCAUUCAGUCGGCUAAAAUCAUGGCGUCUGCCAGUACGGGGAGCAGGGUGUCCUGCGGACGAGAUUUGAAUUGCGUUCCAGAGAUAGCCGACACGUUAGCUGCGGUCGCCAAACUGGGGUUUGACUUCCUGUGCAUGCCCCUUUUCCACCCGAGGUUCAGGAGAGAGUUUGAGUUGGAGCCCGCUAAAUCCCGACCUGGUGCUCAGACCCGGUCAGACCUGUUGCUGUGUGGACGAGAUUGGAACACACUCAUUGUAGGGAAGCUUUCACCAUGGAUCGACGCAGAUUCAGAAAUCGAGACAGAACGCAGAAACUCAGAGGCAGCUCUGGCGCAGGAGCUAAACUUUUCAGCCUACCUGGGUCUGCCUGUCUUUAUGAUCCCGAUAAAAGGUCCUCAUAAUGCCAACCUUGCCCGCCUGCUGCUAAAUCAUAUCCACACUGGACACCACACUUCAAAUUUCUGGAUACGUGUCCCACUGAUGCCUAUGGAGGACAUGCGGGAAGAUCUAAUUGAGAAUGAACCCAGCUCUUGCAUUGAUGACCCAAGUAUUGAUGAGAGGACCUGGAGCUGGUGGCACUCAUUUAGAACCCUUUGUGAUUACAACAAGAGGAUCUGUCUUGCUGUUGAAAUUGGAGCAGACAUGCCGUCAGAAGCUGUGAUCGAUAAGUGGCUUGGGGAACCUAUCAAAGCAGCCAUACUUCCCACCAGCAUCUUCCUAACUAAUAAGAAGGGCUUCCCUGUUUUGUCAAAAGCCCAUCAGCGCAUAAUCUUCUCCCUUUUCAAGUUGGAGGCCCAGUUCAUCUUCACAGGAACCAGUCGCCACACUGAGAAGGACUUCCGAUCCUACCUGCAGUACCUGGAAUACCUCAACCAGAACCGACCUGCGCCCAACGCCUACGAGCUCUUCGCUAAGGGCUACGAAGACUACCUGCAGUCCCCCCUCCAACCGCUCAUGGACAAUUUGGAGUCGCAGACAUAUGAAGUGUUUGAGAAGGAUCCUAUUAAAUACUCGCAGUACCAGCAGGCUGUAUAUAAAUGUCUACUCGACAGAGUUCCAGAGGAGCAAAAAGACACAAAUGUUCAGGUGCUGAUGGUGUUGGGUGCAGGUAGGGGUCCGCUGGUCAACGCCUCCCUACGUGCUGCCAGGCAGGCGGACAGAAAGCUGAGGGUGUACGCUGUGGAGAAAAAUCCCAAUGCUGUAAUCACGCUGGAGAACUGGCGCUUCGAGGAGUGGGGUGAUCAGGUGACGGUGGUGUCAUGUGACAUGCGGGAGUGGGCAGCACCUGAGAAAGCCGACAUCAUUGUCAGCGAGCUGCUUGGAUCGUUUGGCGACAAUGAACUUUCUCCUGAGUGCUUAGAUGGAGCACAGCACUUCCUCAAAGAUGAUGGAGUGAGCAUCCCCUGCUCCUACACGUCCUACCUGGCUCCGCUGUCCUCCUCAAAGCUUUACAACGAAGUGCGGGGCUGCCGAGAACGUGACAAGGACCCAGAGUGCCAUUUUGAGACGCCCUACGUAGUGCGCCUCCAUAACUUCCACCAGUUGGCUGACCCCAAACCAUGCUUCACCUUCACACACCCCACAACAGAUAUGAACAAUAACCGGUAUCAGUGCCUCAGAUUCUCAGUGGGUUGUAACUCAGUGCUCCAUGGUUUUGCUGGCUACUUUGAGACCACGCUGUACAAAGAUGUCACUCUCAGUAUAAAACCAGAUACACAUUCACCUGGAAUGUUCUCCUGGUUCCCGAUCCUCUUCCCCCUCAAACAACCCAUCUCCAUAUCCCGGGAUGAUGAUGUCACAGUGCGAUUCUGGCGCUGCAACAAUGGGAAGAAGGUGUGGUACGAAUGGGCCGUGAGCGAGCCCUCCUGCUCUGCCAUCCACAAUCCAGCGGGACGUUCCUACACCAUCGGCCUGUGAAGAUGAUGUAUCAGCACACCAGUCAACAGGCAUACACACACACACGCACGUUUCAGUAAGACUCAGUGGCAGAUAAAGUGGAGGUGACCUGCCUCUUUUUAAAUAAACAGUUAAUACCUGGGCUGUGGUUAAAUGGCCAAUGAAAUUUUCCACCCUAUUCUCUUUUUCUUAACACCUUAACUUGGCUCGAUGGAACAUUUCAUGAGGUCAAGGGAAGAUGUGAAGGAGAAUUCAUAAAGAUUUAGGAAAAACUGUGGUGCUAAGAGAGUUCAACUGCACUUUCUUCAAGGAUGGAGUUUGCUAAAGGAGAUAAGAAAAGAAGCAUUGAAGCCCCUUUAUUUAGCAAGUAGAGAAUUCGAACAGCCCCUAUCCUUCCUGCCACUUAGUUACUUCUGAAAAAAAGACCAUUCAACCUCAGCCUUUGACUUGUGCUGUAAACCCCCUGAAGUAUGGUCAGGCUUUAACCAGCGGUAGCCACUUUUGAGCCUGCAAUGAAAAAGUUGACUACUCAAACCAGAUUUUACAGUCUGCGUUUUUGAGAAGUGUGUGUUUCAGCAGGCACGGACUAACACCGAGUGUAAUGUUGUUGUGCGACUGGCUCAUUCAGAAAAUGUCAAAACACCUUGUCACCGGUUUGUUUUUUUAUUGUAUUUUUUUCCCCGAUUGUUGUGAACCGACGUUUAGACAUACAUGCUCAUACCAACCGACUUUUGCCUUAUCAAUCACACAUUCCGUACUGAUACUUCUGUGCUGAUGAAAUACCCAUAUACUCAUUACAAGAGGGUCACGGGAAGGUUACAUUAUUCAGGUCACAUACUGCAUUGUUUGGGGGCUGUCUCUUCAUAGCUUUGUUGUUUUGUUUCUGUAUGUUUGAACCAUGUCAAUAAAACAACACUGUACUGUUCUCCAAA
Molecule: messenger RNA, 2907 nt
Organism: Scatophagus argus
Lineage: Eukaryota; Metazoa; Chordata; Actinopteri; Scatophagidae
Gene: prmt5
Product: protein arginine methyltransferase 5
Exons: 16
Coding region: 101-1996 (631 amino acids)
Biological process (GO): regulation of DNA-templated transcription; peptidyl-arginine N-methylation
Cellular component (GO): cytosol; nucleus
Source: RefSeq, a predicted model, not a curated record